UUUAUAUAUACAUUCUAAGAAUGCAAACGACAUCAAGUGAAAUGUCGAUUUCUGUAGCUGGCUUUAAAAUGUAUAUUUCAUACGUGAUUAGGUGUCACAGGUUGGCGAUACCGGAUUUAAGUGUUUUUUUCUACGUCUCUUGUCGUUGUGACUCUUUAACUACAUCUGCCAGAGCUUAUACAGUGAGCACGCACGCCAUCGCAUUGGAUGUUAGGUCACCUGAAUUCAUUGUUAGAAGGUGUUGAUGCCUUUUGAUGCCGUGACGUAGAUGAUCAGCCACUUACUUCAGGAUGAAGAUGACAAUGUCAACCAACACCAGUGGGGAGACGGUGAUCCUGAGGAUCUGGGACACUGGUACUAUUCCAGGUCUGGUGUGUGCGAUGUUGGUGUCUGUUAUCCUAUCAGUCCUGCUGGAGUAUAUCCACGUUAUAAUGAAAUUCACAUUAGAGCAAAACGGUGCCGACAAACCAGUCAAAUACAGAAAGGAAAGGUCGGCUAUCUGUAGUGACUCCAUGAAGACACAGAUAAUCGUCACAAUAUACCACGUGGUGCGGGUCGCCGUUGGCUACUGUUUGAUGUUGUUUGUGAUGACUUUUAAUGUCUGGAUUUACACGGCCGUGGUUUUAGGUUCUGGGACUGGAUUUUAUCUUUCGCAUACGUUCCCAUGUACGGGUGAUGCACCUACAAAGGACUGCGAAGCAGAUUCGCCUAUCCCGCUGUCAGUGCGACACGAGGAUGAUAUAGACCUACACCUUCAGGAAGAGGAAACCUUAUAUGUACGGACGACACGAUGAUUGGAGUGUCAAAUAACAAUGGACAGGUUUAAGAGAUAUUUCGUGUUACAGGUUUCUGUGACCGACAUAAGUGUGGGUCUAGCGUACGAAGUGAAUCCCGUCAUCUUUCAGGGCGAUAAAAGGCGCAACAUUAUAGGUCUGUAAACCGCAGUAAGUGUGUAUUUAGAUGAAGGCCUAAUAUGUACAUUAACCAGACAACACCUUUUCGAUAAAAACAUUUGAUUUCGAAAAUAUUCCUACAGUUGGGAUCGUCCGAAAUUAAGAGGAACUUAUCUACAGGACAAUUUGUACUAGUGUAUAUCCUACGUUAGCUCUACUUGCGAUAUCAUUGAAAUAUUUAAAUAAAACAUUGAUAUGGUCGAAGAGAAAAUGGCCACACCUACAGGUUGAGCAAUGACAGAAUGGUUCAUUGACUGGUUGUCACGCAUGAAAAUAAGAGGGAGGAGUAGUUAAAAUGUAUGCGUUAACGACCAAAAUGCAUGAACUUCAUCAAUCUCAACAUUUAUGAUAUUUCUGUUUCUCACUGCCUCCUUAUCAUCAUUAAUAAUCAAGCUUUGACAUUGUUAUUACUUGUGUCUGCAUGCCUCAGCUUUAUUUGGGUGACGGUAAUUACUGAUUAUCACUUACAUUUAUUUCUAAUCUGAUGGAUAUUGUCAAUUCAAUAACAUGGCAACUACGUCUUACCUUCAGAGUAUACCAAAUAAAUAGCAAUCCUCGGGAUGAGAAUCUUUAAUGUCCCUAUCUCGGCCGAGCCUCGGUUUAGACAAUUAAGAAUCUCACGCCAUUGGUUAAGACUUCCUCUCACACCCUAAUUGGAUUACGUAUAGUGCUCAAAAUACUUGAAAUAGCCACCCCCUUAUGCUCACAAGUGUCUAAAGCAGGAAGUACGAGCAUUUGUCUGACCAGAUUUGACUUUAUAAAAGCAUAAACAUCGAUUCUCUGUUGACCUUGAAAUGCAAAUGGCGGCUGCUCCAUUGCAGCAGAGUAGUGUUUUAUAGGCUUGUGAUAUAUUACUGGGUUAACAAGGAUCUAAACAUACCGGAUAGCUGAGGUCAGUUAUCAUUAAAGGACAAUAGUAAUAUUACAUUUAUUAGCAUAGUGUGUAGAGUAAAUGAUACCGAUUAGACGUAACGAUUGGUUGUUCUACUUCCGGUCACCUGGUAAUUUACUUAUCGGUAUCAAACGAGAAAGAGGUUAUAUUACUGCCGUCUGGAAGAGCUGUGUAAAUUGUACAGUUUUGUUUUUUACGUUAUUUGUGUUUUAUCAUAUUUGUUACUGAAAUGUGGAACAUAUUUAUUGAAAUCGCUUCAGAGGUACAAAUAAAAUGACGAAUACAACACAA
Molecule: messenger RNA, 2136 nt
Organism: Pecten maximus
Lineage: Eukaryota; Metazoa; Mollusca; Bivalvia; Pectinida; Pectinidae
Product: probable low affinity copper uptake protein 2
Exons: 5
Coding region: 291-794 (167 amino acids)
Biological process (GO): copper ion transmembrane transport
Cellular component (GO): membrane
Molecular function (GO): copper ion transmembrane transporter activity
Source: RefSeq, a predicted model, not a curated record